UUUUCAAGAUUUUUUGAAACCCAGAAACAGAAAAUGCCAGAAAGAUUCAACCGGAAUUCCGAUGCUAAACCAAGUUAUGGUUGCAACUAGAGGUGCCACAGAUGCUUUCUCCGGUGUAGGAAGGAAUGUCAAUAACUCUUUGCGGCGUUUUGGGGCAAAGAACAUUGAAGUUGGCAUUGGAUGUGGAAUAGGCUUUGGCCAUGGCUUUGGUAUUGGUAUGUAUCAGAAGAUAUGGCCAUUAUACAAGCAUAGAAUCGAAUUUGUGUUACUACUCACAUUUAGGCAAAACAUUGGUGAUAAAUGUCAGGUCUUGCUGUUAAGCCCGGAGUGGCACAGAAGAUUCAAUCAUGUCUCACUCAACUCGCGGCAAAAGCUAUGAUGAAGUUUGGGCCGUCUUUCAACAUGCCUGUUGUUGUUGCUCAAGGCAUUGUUCCUAAAUCUAUUCAAAGCGGCAAUCCUUUGGGAAACAUAAUGCCGUUACAGUCUAAGGCAGUAGAGAAUCUCUUUCCUAAAGAUGGGAAUUUGAGCUCUUUCUCCUCUUCUUUGGGAACGCCGGAUUUGGGGAAAAAUCCCUCAAAUGCAUCACAUAGCAGCCGGAUGGAUACGGUUAUCAGCAACUUCUUGCAGAAUCCGCUCCUAAAGGAUAGAGAGAAUAGCGGGCAUGAGUUGGUUGAGCGCUUAACGUCGGAGAACAACUUGCUUCAAAUGGUGCUGAAACACCAACAAGCGAUUGAAGAGCUGACACAACAAAACCAGAAACUGCGCGAAAUUCUGGUAGAGGAUUUGAAGGUGUCGCCCUCCAAGCUCCGAGACGGCUCCUCCUCCUCCUCCGGUGGAGGAAGCAAGUCUCCGCCGUGCACUGAUUGUUUUGAAUGCCGCCGGAGACAACGGAGACGGUGAAUGAGGAAAAGCUCCAGUUUUAGUAACCAGAAGCCAUUGAAAAUCUAUACUAGGGAUAUUAUAUGGGCAGCAAAGAGACUAAUAAUCAUAUGUUCAUUUAUUGAGUUCUUCCCCCCCCCCCUCUUUUAUGGCUUUUACAAUUGGUGCUCCGACCGUAUCCCACCUAACUUCUCGGUAAACCCCUCAUACCCGGCCCGGUAUUAACGCAUCAGGAGGGUUUAUGUAUGAUG
Cuscuta campestris is the source of this 1130-nucleotide messenger RNA. NCBI's taxonomy places the organism in Eukaryota, Viridiplantae, Streptophyta, Magnoliopsida, Solanales, Convolvulaceae. The record is from the annotation of a GenBank genome assembly.